AUGUGCCAAACCACCGUCGGUCGGCCAAAUAGGUACCUCGCAUGUACAGCAUCACAAGACACCAACCCAUCAGCCCGCUUAUUACUACAGGCGCUGGAGCACCACACAGCGCAAGUUGCCCAGCAGGCUCCUGGCUUACGAGAGAAUGUGAGAUGGGGCGAGAUAAGCCUGCGGUCCAGUUACCCAGUGGUCAAACAUCGUGACACAUAUUGGGAAUUGGGGGAGGGGGGAGAACCUCAGGGUCAGAAAUGUGAACAGAGAGGCGGUCCUCGGUGUGACGAGCUUGCUUUGCCCGCCCGCUAUACCGUGAAGCGGGACCAAACUAGUUGCGAGCCACAAGGCACAAGCCUGGGCAGUGAAGCCGCCACGCGACAGAAGUAUAACCCUCUUGCCCCCCUCCAUUCGCCCACCAAGGUUCACCCCGAAAAAGCCAAAAACGGGGAGUUCCGGUUGAAGGGGUGCCUCGGCUUGUCAUCGUCCUUGAUGGCAAGAUUGCGCUUUGAGCCUCCCGCAGCGUAG
Molecule: messenger RNA, 519 nt
Organism: Cordyceps militaris CM01
Lineage: Eukaryota; Fungi; Ascomycota; Sordariomycetes; Hypocreales; Cordycipitaceae
Exons: 2
Coding region: 1-519 (172 amino acids)
Source: RefSeq, a predicted model, not a curated record